Molecule: messenger RNA, 2502 nt
Organism: Manis javanica (Malayan pangolin)
Lineage: Eukaryota; Metazoa; Chordata; Mammalia; Pholidota; Manidae
Gene: NCK2
Product: NCK adaptor protein 2
Biological process (GO): positive regulation of endoplasmic reticulum stress-induced intrinsic apoptotic signaling pathway; negative regulation of endoplasmic reticulum stress-induced eIF2 alpha phosphorylation; cell migration
Cellular component (GO): cytoplasm
Molecular function (GO): signaling adaptor activity; receptor tyrosine kinase binding
Source: RefSeq, a predicted model, not a curated record
GCGGCGGGUGGCGGGCGGCUCGGGGCGGGGAGCUCGCGGCGCCCGGGCCGGCGAGGUCCGCCCGGGCCGGCAGCGUCCACCGCGCGGAGGGAGGAGGGAGCGGCGCAGACAAAGAGCGGCGUCUGGGCCGGCAGCGCGGCCGCCGCCCCGGGACCGCGUCGCUGCCCUCCGGCCUCGGCGGGCGGCCCACGCGAGAUUUCAUGUUCCUUUUGUACAAGUGAUUUGUGAGACCAUAAUUCUCUGCUGAGAUUUGAGGUGGAGUUGGGAAUUUGGAGAAUUCCUGCAGCUCCAUAAUUUCCCGGGUUUAAUCAGCUAACAGUUCACCUUUCGAGGAGUUGUACAGUUUGCUAUUCAUCUCUCAUAACUGAGCGCCAAAGAGGGUUGCAGUAAACAUCAGAUGAGCUGACCCAUAGGAAUGCAGCAUCACCAUGGCAGUAUGAGCAGCUAGCCUUCACCUCCAGCCACAUGCCCCUCACCUACUGAGGUGGCAGCUUGUACUGGCACCUCUCCCUCUGAAGAUAAAAGAAGGACUCCAUGAAAGAUGACAGAGGAAGUCGUUGUGAUAGCCAAGUGGGACUAUGCCGCCCAGCAGGACCAGGAGCUGGACAUCAGGAAGAAUGAGCGCCUGUGGCUUCUGGACGACUCCAAGACGUGGUGGCGGGUGAGGAAUGCGGCCAACAGGACGGGCUACGUGCCGUCCAACUACGUGGAGAGGAAGAGCAGCCUGAAGAAGGGCUCCCUGGUGCAGAACCUCAGGGACACGCUAGGCCUCGGCAAGACCAAGAGAAAGACGAGCGCUCGGGACGCAUCCCCUACGCCCAGCACUGACGCCGAGUACCCCGCCAACGGGGGUGGCGCCGACCGCAUCUACGACCUCAACAUCCCGGCCUUUGUCAAGUUCGCCUAUGUGGCCGAGCGGGAGGACGAGCUGUCCCUGGUGAAGGGGUCGCGUGUCACUGUCAUGGAGAAGUGCAGCGACGGCUGGUGGCGCGGCAGCUACAACGGGCAGAUCGGCUGGUUCCCUUCCAACUACGUCCUGGAGGAGGCAGACGAGGCGGCGGCUGAGUCCCCCAGCUUCUUGAGCCUGCGGAAGGGCGCCUCUCUGAGCAAUGGCCAGGGCGCACGGGUGCUGCACGUGGUGCAGACACUGUACCCCUUCAGCUCGGUCACGGAGGAGGAGCUUAACUUCGAGAAGGGCGAGACCAUGGAGGUCAUCGAGAAGCCGGAGAACGACCCCGAGUGGUGGAAGUGCAAAAACGCCCGGGGGCAGGUCGGCCUUGUCCCAAAAAACUACGUGGUGGUCCUAAGUGAUGGGCCUUCCCUGCAGCCCUCGCACACGCCGCAGAUAAGCUACGCGGGGCCUGCGUGCACCGGGCGCUUCGCGGGGCGUGAGUGGUACUACGGGAACGUGACACGCCACCAGGCCGAGUGCGCCCUCAACGAGCGGGGCGUGGAGGGCGACUUCCUCAUUAGGGACAGCGAGUCUUCGCCCAGUGACUUCUCUGUGUCUCUCAAAGCAUCAGGGAAGAACAAACAUUUCAAGGUGCAGCUCGUGGACAAUGUCUACUGCAUCGGGCAGCGGCGGUUUCACACGAUGGACGAGCUGGUGGAACACUACAAAAAGGCUCCCAUCUUCACCAGUGAGCGCGGGGAGAAGCUCUACCUCGUCAGAGCACUUCAGUGACGCCCCUGCAGCCCUGCCGCCUGCAGCUGGCAGUGCCACACUCACUUCUCCGAGCUGAGUGGACCUGCCCACGAGGAAGUCCUCCUGCACAGAAGUCCACUAUGCCCGGUGGCUUGUGCUUUACUGGCCUCCUUUGCCUGGUUUCUCUUGCGGUCCAGGUCGGUUUGGUCUCUCUCGGCCAUCCCGGGCCCUCACACCCACUCAAGCCUACCUGCUCCCUGGCCAGUUUUAGGGCUCAGAAGGUGGGAGAGGAUGCGUUUGUUCACUUUAUUCCUUCUCAACUGAAAGCAGCCUUAGUCUGUUCAAAUUAUUCAUUCUAACAGAACCCCUCAUUAAAAAGACAUGGGGUGCAGUUUGAAUGCACCGAAGCUGCUGUUGUGACUAAGAACUACACACAGUACCCUCCUGGCGCUGGCCGGGAGCUCUGGGCUCCCGUGCAUACAGGCAGCACCGGUGAGGGGACCCAGUCCCCAUGGCCCUUGGCCUGUGUCCUUUGUCCUUCCGUGGCUCCUGGACCCUCCAGGGAGUGAACACGUUUGCUUGUAGCAGUACUGGCACCACCCAGUGAGGUAGGAGGAACCUGCCGAGUGCCUUUGGGGCUGUGCUUGCAAUAAAGAAAUCCCUUCAAAGUCUGCAGAAGAGGGACCGGGGACUUGGAAAGACAGGUAUUUUGGGAAUUUAUCCCCAGAUGUGCCAUCCACAUAGUGCUUUUUCCUCUUGCCUCUGGCUUGUUUAAAUUUCACAAUUAUGUAUUUAAUUCUCAAAAUAAUAGGUAUCUAUAGCCAUUUGUUGACACUAAUACAGAUGAUUAAGGAAAA